AUCGCCUUAGAACAGUGGUCAUAUAAAAGCCAUCUCAUCGCUCUAACGACCCACGAUGGCGUUCAAACGGAUCUGCCUCAUCGGCGCCUCGGGCAAUCUCGGCAGCCUGAUCCUCAAACACCUCCUGGCCUCCCCGCAAAACUUCCAGGUCACGGUGCUGUCACGCAAUUCCUCCACCGCCAAAUUCCCCGACGCGGUCACGGUCAUCCGCGUGGCCGACGACUACCCGGUCUCCGAGCUCACCGAGGCAUUCAAGGACGUCGACGUGGUUGUGUCCGCGGUCUCCAUGAUGGGCAUGCACGAACAGUACAAGUUCAUCGAGGCCUGCCUCGCCGCCAAGGUGAAGCGGUAUUUCCCCACCGAGUUCGGCCUGGACGACCUGCCGGACUGGCUGCUCCAGUUGCGGGAGAUGUUCAAGAUCAAGCACGACGUGCGCGAUUACUUGAUCUCCAAGGAAGACACGGGGCUCGAGUGGACGAGCAUCUGCUGCAAUGCCUUCUUCGAGAUGGGUGUCGCUUCCGGGUUUUUCCAGCUGGACUGGCAAACCAAAAAGGCCGUGUUGAUCGACGGUGGCGAACCGAAAUUCGUGGCCACGACCUUGGAUACCGUUGCUUUGGCGGUGGUCAGGGCGAUCGAGAAGCCGGAAGUGUCCAAGAACCGGAUCUUGCUGGUACAGGAUUUCAGGACGAGCCAGAAGGAGAUCUUGGACGCCGUCCAGCAGAAAGUGCCCGGUUGGCAGGUGGAGAAUGUCGAAUACGGAUCUUGGUUGGAGAAGGGAAAGGAGCAGGUCAGGAGCGGCGAUAACAGCGCCCUGCCCAAGUUGACCUUCGGCACGUUCGCACAGGGAAACCAGUACGAGGGAAGGCCGGAGUUCGGGAACCAGCUGCUGGACCUGCCGGCCAAAUCUUUCUCGGAAGCCAUGGGGAUCUUCUGGAACGAAUACGACAGUCGCCAGAAAGUUUAGACUGGAUCGACGGUACGCGGUCCACGACAGUCAAUGAGGCGGCGGCAGUCACUCUUAAGACAGGCUGCACUGUGGCACACAGGGUGACACAAUGGCCUCCCAAAGAAACAGACCCCGUCUCGUGCUUCGAUAUCUCGAACUGACAACACAUUAGUGAAUGUCGAUCGGGCGCGCAGUCAGUUGAGGUGUUGGAAAAGGCCACAGUCGCAAGCCGGGCUGCGUCUUGACCACAUCUUCCCACACCGAUAGCAGAAAUCCGCGGAGCAAAUGCAUGUCAUAUGGUUGCACCCCUCCCUCC
Messenger RNA from Cladophialophora immunda, 1262 nucleotides. RefSeq lists its product as uncharacterized. The transcript has a single exon. Gene Ontology annotation, molecular function: oxidoreductase activity. Lineage: Eukaryota; Fungi; Ascomycota; Eurotiomycetes; Chaetothyriales; Herpotrichiellaceae. Bases 56 to 964 code for a protein of 302 amino acids. The record is from RefSeq and is a predicted model, not a curated record.